Molecule: messenger RNA, 200 nt
Organism: Entrophospora sp. SA101
Lineage: Eukaryota; Fungi; Glomeromycota; Glomeromycetes; Entrophosporales; Entrophosporaceae
Source: the annotation of a GenBank genome assembly
AUGGUGUCUACACAAUCUACGCAAAAAAAUCCCGAUCUCAGUUCCAGUCCACUCAUUGUCUCUAAACAAGAGGAUGAUGCUUUGUUUAAUCCAUUCUUGCUCGAAGAAUAUGUGAAAUACUGCAAUCUGCCAGCUAAGUCUCAGAAUGAUUCUUUUGAUGACUCAAAAAGCUCACCUAUGGAUGCGCAACCAUUAGUCAA